Messenger RNA from Marasmius oreades (fairy-ring Marasmius), 270 nucleotides. RefSeq lists its product as uncharacterized. The coding region runs from base 1 to 270 and encodes 89 amino acids. The transcript is spliced from 5 exons. NCBI's taxonomy places the organism in Eukaryota, Fungi, Basidiomycota, Agaricomycetes, Agaricales, Marasmiaceae. The record is from RefSeq and is a predicted model, not a curated record.
AUGGGAUCCCCGGAGCCUGUGGUAUUAGACAGCGACCUGAUUGCUGCCAUUGAUGUCGAGCGUUAUGGUGACCCCAAUACACAGUCUGUUCUCUGUGGAAAGCAAGUAUCAAUCACAGAUAUUGCCAACGGCAAGUCUGUCGUUGUGACCAUCGCCGAUGCAUGCGUUCUUUGCGAGAACGAAAAUUCCUUUGAUCUCUCCUUAGCGGCCUUUCAAGCGCUCGACAAUCUGAGUGCAGGUAUCCUCAGCAUUGAAUGGAGUUUCCUUUGA